Micropterus salmoides (largemouth bass) is the source of this 2424-nucleotide messenger RNA. It is a transcript of the gene rorca, whose product is annotated as RAR-related orphan receptor C a. Gene Ontology annotation, cellular component: nucleus. The transcript is spliced from 10 exons. The record is from RefSeq and is a predicted model, not a curated record. Bases 347 to 1771 code for a protein of 474 amino acids. Gene Ontology annotation, biological process: regulation of transcription by RNA polymerase II. Lineage: Eukaryota; Metazoa; Chordata; Actinopteri; Centrarchiformes; Centrarchidae. Gene Ontology annotation, molecular function: RNA polymerase II cis-regulatory region sequence-specific DNA binding; nuclear receptor activity; zinc ion binding.
ACGCGCCGAAACUAGGUAGGUUGCAGCGAGCCGCAGAGCGAGACACAGCUGAGAGACGAGGAGCCGCUGCUUUAAUAUUCUGUAGGCGUUUUAUCCCAUGAGCAAUUCUGAGACUGUGCGGAGCGGACAGAAAGUAAAUUACUGAAAAACGCCGUAGCUUGUAUUUAUUAUUAUAAGGCCCGCGCGUGAAGAAUAGGUAGAAAAUCCAUAUGAGGAUUUGCUGUUGUGACAGUUUUCAGCUGCUCCGGUUUGGAGCUAAUAAGUGCGCGUCGCUCUCAGUGUUUCUUGUCUUCAUUUCCACCUGGAGUUGUAUGACUUGAAGAGUUGGCUACACUUCACCGCCGACAUGAGAGCUCAAAUAGAGGUGAUUCCCUGUAAAAUCUGUGGGGACAAAUCCUCCGGGAUUCACUAUGGUGUCAUCACAUGUGAAGGCUGCAAGGGUUUCUUUCGACGCAGCCAGCAGAACAAUGCUAUGUACUCCUGCUCACGACAGAGGAACUGUCUUAUUGACCGGACCAACCGUAACCGCUGUCAGCACUGCAGACUGCAGAAAUGUCUUGCUCUGGGCAUGAGCCGUGAUGCGGUCAAGUUUGGUCGGAUGUCCAAAAAGCAACGUGACAGCCUGUAUGCAGAAGUCCAGAAACACCAGCGAUCCCAGGAGUGUGCGGGCCUGGGUGUCCGCGAGGAGAAUAGUGACGCGACUGACCACGGCCGCACCUACAGAAGAGGCUCCAGCGCCACGCUCAGCGAUCUGGAGGACAUUACCACGCUGCCCGAAGGCCUGCUUUUCGACCUGCCGCUGACCCCAGAGGAUGCAGGGGGAGACUACUGUAACCUGGACAUGCUGGGAGGCAGUGCAGGCAGCAGCUCAUCCUCGCAGAGCUCACCAGAACAGACCAGCUUGGACUUUGUAGACGUCAGCCACAGCAUCAAGCAUGAGUACCAGCUGUUGCAUGACUCUGGACUCUUCUCACAUGCUAUCUUCAACCCGCUGCCUGAGGGCUGCUCCCUGCAUGAGAUAGAGCGUUUAACUCAGAGCGUGGUGAAGUCCCAUAUUGAGACGAGCCAGUACGGUACUGAGGAGCUGAAGAGAAUGGCGUGGACCUUGUAUAGCCCAGAAGAGACACGCUCAUACCAGACCAAGUCAGCUGAGGUGAUGUGGCAACAAUGUGCCAUUCACAUCACCAAUGCAAUCCAGUAUGUGGUAGAGUUUGCCAAGCGCAUUUCUGGCUUCAUGGACCUCUGUCAGAACGAUCAGAUUAUCCUCCUCAAAGCAGGCUGCAUGGAUGUUCUUCUGAUCCGUAUGUGUCGGGCCUACAACCCCAUCAAUAACACAUUAUUCUUUGACGGAAAGUUUGCCACUGCUCAGCUGUUCAAAGCUCUUGGCUGUGACGACCUUGUGAAUGCAGUGUUUGACUUAGCUAAAAGCCUGAGCCGUAUCCAGAUGUCUGAGGAAGAGAUGGCUCUCUUCAGUGCUGCUGUGCUGCUCUCACCAGACCGCCCCUGGCUGACAGAUGUUCAGAAGAUACAGAAGUUGCAGGAGAAAGUCUACGUGGCUCUGCAGCGCUGCCUACAAAGAGAGGGAGCAUCAGAAGAGAAACUAGCUAAGAUGGUGUCUAAGCUUCCCAUAAUGAAGUCCAUUUGCAACCUUCACAUCGACAAACUGGAGUUUUUCCGCCUGGUUCACCCUGAGACAGCGUAUACCUUUCCUCCUCUGUAUAGGGAGGUUUUUGGCAGUGAAAUCACCUUCCCAGACUCCACAGAGGGCUAGCAACGUUUAGCUAAAGAGCGUGAUUCAAAUAGAGACAUUGAGGUGUAGGGAGGAGGAGAUAAAAAUGUGGCAACCAGCUGAGGAAAAACCAACCAGCAGCUCAAUGACAAUCCUGCACGCUACACUUUAGGACACACUUCUCUCACCUCCCGCCCUGCAAGCUAGUCCGUUCAGCUUCAACGUAACACUACAGGAACUGCUGCUGGGUACUCAAUGCAUGUUACCUCUUUUUUUACAGUUAAAGAAAUUAUUGAGGAGUAGCUCACAUAAUUUGUAUUCUAAAAAAUAUUUUUCUAUGAGAAGACCUUAAACCUCUCAUCAUGUUGAAUUCCUUUCUAAUAUAAAUUUGACUCUCACCAUUCUCACAGUUCCUGUAAGCUAUUGUUGAAUGUACCCCUUUUUCCUUUUAACCGUUCAGCACAGCCCCUAGGCUUGAUAUAGAAUGUACAUAUUUAAAAUCUUCAGCCACUUUUUGGAGAUUUGCAGUAAUGAUGCCUGUUUCAGUUGUCAGUCUAGUAAAAAAAUUUUGUUUUAUUCAAUAUUUUUGGUUGCGCCCACAGUUUGCAGUUUUGUAAUGUAUGAACAAACUGUUUAAAGGGACCAUGAUCAAACUCACAAACAGACAGGGGUUUUUUUUUUUACUGUGUGAAUCA